Molecule: messenger RNA, 1627 nt
Organism: Carya illinoinensis
Lineage: Eukaryota; Viridiplantae; Streptophyta; Magnoliopsida; Fagales; Juglandaceae
Product: quinone oxidoreductase 1-like
Exons: 5
Coding region: 212-1390 (392 amino acids)
Biological process (GO): cellular response to oxidative stress
Cellular component (GO): cytosol; cytoplasm
Molecular function (GO): quinone reductase (NADPH) activity
Source: RefSeq, a predicted model, not a curated record
UUGAGUCAGGUCGAAAAGUGAAUCCAAGUCAGGUGCACGGCCUUUUUUUAUUUUUUCGUCAAAAUAAAUAAAUAAACGAGUUUAAUCUGAAUAGAAUUCAUAAAAGUGGAGCUUGAAUGGUUUGGAGACAAAUGGCCCAACCUUAUAGGCUAUAGCAUCCCCGCGCAGACAGAAACGCCGUAAACUAAACUAGAUAGAGAAGUUAAAGGCUAUGGGAUUAUUAACAAGUGUAAGAUUUCAGCAGCGCCGGGUAAUCCCAUUUCCACACUCCUAUAAAUCCCAUCAAAAUCCAGACCUUAUUUCACAAACUUGCAAUUACCCAAUUCCAUCUGCACGUUCGGGAAGAAGAAUCCCAAUAGUGACUGUGAGAGCACUUUCAACGAAGGCAGCAUCGGCAUCCACACCACCAUCCAAAAUGGUCAAAGCCAUUAGGGUUCAUGAACACGGUGGUCCCGAGGUUCUCAAGUGGGAGGACGUGGAAAUAGGUGAGCCGAAGGAGGGGGAGAUUCGAGUGAAAAACAAGGCCAUUGGGCUUAAUUUCAUCGAUGUCUAUUUCCGGAAAGGAGUUUAUAAGGCCCAUGAUUUGCCCUUCACUCCUGGUACAGAGGCUGCUGGGGUGGUGACAGCUGUGGGCCCUGGACUGACUGGCAGGCAAGUUGGAGACCUUGUAGCUUAUGCUGAUAAUCCAAUGGGCUCAUACACUGAAGAGCAAAUCCUUCCUGCGAACAAGGUUGUGCCUGUUCCUUCCUCUAUUGAUCCUAUCAUUGCAGCAUCUAUAAUUCUUAAGGGUAUGACGGCUCAAUUUCUACUCCGCCGUUGCUUUAAGGUUGAACCUAGACACACAAUCCUUGUUCAUGAAGCAGCUGGUGGAGUUGGAUCUAUAUUAAGCCAGUGGGCUAAUGCCCUAGGUGCCACUGUCAUUGGAGCUGUCUCAACCAAAGAGAAGGCAUCUCAAGCCAAAGACGAUGGAUGCCACCAUGUUAUAAUCUACAAGGAAGAGGAUUUUGUUUCUCGUGUCAAUGAGAUAACAUGUGGCAAUGGGGUUGAUGUUGUCUAUGAUUCCGUAGGAAAAGAUACCUUUCAGGGAUCAUUGGCAUGCUUAAAGACUCGUGGGUACAUGGUUAGUUUUGGGCAGUCAUCGGGUACACCAGAUCCAGUUCCAUUGUCAGCUCUUGCUGUAAAAUCCCUCUUUUUGACAAGGCCUUCCCUCAUGCAAUACACUGCUACUAGGGAUGAGUUAUUGGAAACUGCUGCGGAGGUAUUUGCUAAUGUUGCAUCAGGAGUCCUGCGGGUUCGAGUGAAUCAUACUUACCCUUUAUCUCAGGCAGUACAGGCACAUGUAGACCUUGAAAGCAGGAAGACAUCUGGAUCUGUUGUGCUUAUCCCAUAAGGCAUCCUGCAGUAAGUCCUUACUUCCAAAUUUCUUAGUGGUAUAUCAUUUUGAAAUGCCCUGUAGUUCGUGUGGUGUGCCGAAAGAAUGUGAAUGUCCUCCGGAGAAGAGUAAUUUGGAGAAGUGAUGAUUUUAUCUUGCACGUGAAAGCAUUAGAUUUGUCGUCUCUUAAAAGGUUGGACAUAGAAAGACCGGUAGAAUGUAACAUAUGGAUCGAGAAUGAUAAUGGUGUGAACC